AUGACGCGCUGCGACGAGUUGGCGGCAUGCUCCGAAUCGCCCGAGUGUCUCACCCGGAGGUUUCUGACGCCGCCGAUGCAAUGUGUCCACGACCUGCUGCGCGAGUGGAUGGGGUCCGUCGGCAUGUCGGUCUGCCUGGAUAAUGCCGGCAAUCUGAUUGGGCGGCGCGAGUCUCCCGGCGCCAAGCAGACGCUGCUCGUUGGCUCGCACCUCGACACGGUCCCCGGCGGCGGCCGCUACGACGGCGUGCUCGGGGUGCUGAUCGGCCUUGCCGUGGUCGAAGCCCUGGGCGACGCCGAGAUGCCGUUCAACGUUGAUGUGAUCGGAUUCAGUGAAGAAGAGGGCGUCCGUUACAGCAAGCCGUACCUUGCGAUCGCCACUUACGGCGCCGACCCGUCGCACAUCGACGACUGCGCGUACGACGCCGACGAGGUGAUCGGCUACGUUGAGCCGCACCUCGAACAGGGCCCCGUCCUCGAACGCGCCCGCGAGCCGGUUGGCGUUGUGUCGGGCAUCGUGGGGCAGAGCCGCUUGCGGCUACGAGUGGUCGGCGAAGCGGGCCAUGCGGGCACGACACCGAUGGCGGGGAGGCGCGACGCGCUCGUCGCCGCCGCGCAGUUCGUCACGAAGGUGCGUGAGAUGGGGAUCGACACCGACGGUCUGCGGGCGACGGUAGGGCACUUCGCCGUCUUCCCUGGCGCGCCGAACGUUAUCCCCGAGCGCGUCGAGUUCUCGCUCGACGUACGGCACGCCCGCGACGAUGUCCGCGAGCGCGCCGUCGAUCAACUGAUCAUCGCCGGGCGCCGCAUCGCCGAAGUCGAGCAGUGCCUCUUCGAGGUCAUCGAGAAGUCGGCCCAGGGCGCCGUCGAGGUCGAUCAGCCGCUAACGCUUGCGUUGGCGGACGCGAUCAGCGACGUCGGCUUUCAGCCGCUAUGCCUACCCAGCGGCGCUGGGCACGACGCCGUGAUCAUGGCUCAGCGAUUCCCCGUCGCGAUGAUGUUCAUUCGUCAUCCGGGUGGCGUCAGCCAUCACCCCGACGAACGCGUCGAGCGCGACGACGUUGCGGUGGCGAUCGAUGUGUUGACGCGUUUCGUUCACAAACUAGCAACCCGCACCCGUGUCGAGUGGAACCACGCCCUGAUCGCCCCGGACGGUCACGUGCCGGGGCUGCCGCCGGGAUGGGGUUCGGCACGGGGUUACCUCCUCAUCAGCCCCGUGAUGAACGGCGCCGGCGGGCCGCGGUUCUGCCAGUACCUCGUCGAAGGGGGCGAAGGUAGUGAAACCCACUGCGCCGCCUUCGGCUUGCAGCGGCUUGUUUACGUCUUGGCGGGGACGGCGACACUCGACGGCGAUACGCUCGCUACUGACGACUUCGUCUACUUUCCUGCGGACGACGAGUACCAAUUCACCGCCCCAGCCGGAGCGAAGCUUCUAGUGUUCGAGAAGCCUUACGAGCCAGUCGAAGGCAUCGAGCCGCCAACUCGGCGCACCGGAUCGCUUGCCGAUGCGCCGACGGAGCCGUUCCUCGGCGACCCCGACGCGAUGCUCUCGACGCUGCUGCCGAUCGAGCCCGAGUUCGAUAUGGCGGUGAAUGUCUUCAACUUCAAACCCGGCGCCGCACUGCCGUUCGUCGAGACGCACGUCAUGGAGCACGGGCUCUUCAUGAGGGCAGGGCAGGGCGUCUAUCGCCUCGGCGAGAAAUGGUAUCCCGUCCAAGCGGGCGACACGAUCUGGAUGUUGCAGCAGCUCGCGACGAUCAGUGACUGCCCCGAGCCGCCUCCGGCGGUGACGCGGGUCGUCUUUACCGAGACCGACCUCCGAGCGCGGGACUACCUGCGCUCGCUCUACGAAGCGGCGGGCCUCGCGGUGCGUGUCGAUGCGAUCGGCAACACGUUUGCGUGCUGGGAGGGGAGCGAGCCAUCGCUCGGCGCCGUCGGAACGGGCUCUCACUGCGACGCCAUUCCGCACGCCGGGUUGUACGAUGGCACGGUUGGCGUCCUCGGUGGGCUUGAGGCGAUCCGCGCGCUUCAGGCGGCGGGCUUCCAGCCGCGGCGGUCGAUCGAGGUGGUGAUGUUCACCAGCGAGGAGCCGACACGCUUCGGCGUCGGUUGCACCGGCAGUCGGCUGAUGAGUGGCGCCAUGUCACCUGCCGACUUGGUGAAGCUCACCGACGAAGCCGGCGACGACUACGACACCGUUCGCAAGCGCGCCGGGUUCACUGGCGGUUUAGCAGAAGCGAAGCUUCCCGAAGGCUACUACGACGCUUUCGUCGAACUACACAUCGAACAGGGACCCGAACUUGAAGCCAAGGGCUUGGCGAUCGGCGUGGUGACGGCGAUCGCGGCGCCCGCCCAGGCCGACUUCACGGUCACCGGCGAAGGGGGCCACGCCGGCGCCGUGCUGAUGCCUCGCCGCCGCGAUGCGCUGGUGGCGACCUCCGAGAUGGUCAGUGCGAUCGACUCAAUCGCUCGCGCCAGCAAGAGCCCCGACCUAGUGGCCACCGUCGGCAAGCUCGAGGUUCACCCGGGCGCCGUGAACUCGAUCCCCAGUCGCGUGCGGUUCACGCUCGACCUCCGCGACAUCGACGGCGCCAACCGCGACGCGGUGCUUAAGGAGAUCGAGGAUGAGGUCGAUCGCAUCGCCGCGGAGCGUGGCGUCAAGGUCGAGCACCGCAUCCUCAACGCCGACCCGCCGGCGAUCUCCGAUAAGAAUGUUGUGAGCGCCGCCGUCAGCGCCGCCGAGUCGCUGAAUCUCGGUUACCAAGAGAUGAUCAGCCGGGCUUACCACGACUCGCUGUUCAUGGCGCGCGUCGCGCCGAUGGGAAUGAUCUUCAUCCCCUGCCGCGGCGGCGUAUCGCACCGACCGGAUGAGUACUCGUCGCCCGAAGCGAUCGCCGCGGGGGUGCAAGCGCUGGCGCUUACGUUGGUGAGCUUGGCAGGGUGA
Molecule: messenger RNA, 2943 nt
Organism: Symbiodinium sp. CCMP2456
Lineage: Eukaryota; Dinophyceae; Suessiales; Symbiodiniaceae
Source: the annotation of a GenBank genome assembly